UGAUCAGGUAAUCAGGAGAUGCUUGCCGAACCAUGAGGUUGACUCCGUCCUGCAGUUCUGUCAUUCUUCUACAUCUGGUGGUCAUCUUGGCAUUCAGAGGACAGCUCGCAAGGUGUUUGACUGUGGUUUUGACUGGCCCACCAUCUUCAAGGAUGUGUGGAAGAUUUGCAGCACUUGUGAGCAGUGUCAGAGAGCAGGAGGAUCCCUUACAUGGAGACAGCAGAUGCCUCAGCAGCCCAUGCUAUUUUGUGAGGUGUUUGGAGUACCCAGAGCUAUUGUUAGUAGUGAUCAGGGCACCCAUUUUUGUAACAGAUCUAUGCAGGCUUUGCUCAAGAAGUAUGGGGUAGUGCACAGAAUUUCUACACCCUACCACCCGCAGACUAAUGGGCAAGCUGAGAUUUCAAAUAGGGAGAUCAAGAGGAUCUUAGAGAAGAUUGUGCAGCCCAACAGAAAAGAUUGGAGCAAUAGGCUAGAGGACACUCUUUGGGCGCAUAGGAUUGCCUACAAGGCACCUAUAGGGAUGUCUCCUUAUCGGGUUGUCUUUGGUAAGGCAUGUCAUUUACCUGUGGAGAUAGAGCACCGAGCUUACUGGGCUGUGAAGACUUGCAACUUCACUAUUGAUCAGGCUGGAGAGGAAAGGAAGUUGCAACUGAGUGAGCUUGAUGAGAUCCGCCUUGAAGCUUAUGAGAACUCUAA
Molecule: messenger RNA, 696 nt
Organism: Cajanus cajan (pigeon pea)
Lineage: Eukaryota; Viridiplantae; Streptophyta; Magnoliopsida; Fabales; Fabaceae
Source: RefSeq, a predicted model, not a curated record